Molecule: messenger RNA, 1374 nt
Organism: Nicotiana tabacum (common tobacco)
Lineage: Eukaryota; Viridiplantae; Streptophyta; Magnoliopsida; Solanales; Solanaceae
Product: gamma-glutamyl peptidase 3-like
Cellular component (GO): cytosol
Source: RefSeq, a predicted model, not a curated record
UCUAUAAAUACAUCAUUAUUUAUCUACUCUCUCAAACAUCAUAUAGAAUUGUCUUGAUUCCAAAGAUAAGCCAAGAAUCCAUUAUUCUCUCUUCUCUCAUUUUCACACACUCACAUAGUGAUUACCAUCUAUAUGCCACAAAGGCCUUUGGUGGUCUUAUUAGCGCAUAUCACAGUGUAGUAAAAACUCCUUCACUCCCCGUUUUAGGGCGUCUUACUAUUUUUUCAGAAAAAUUCCUAAAGUUACGUCUUUCAGUACUGAAACUCCAGUCGAAUAGUUGAAACAAGCUACUCUCCUUACAAAAAAAACUUCUGAAGUUACGUCUUUCAGUACUGAAACUCCAGUCAAGUAGUUGAGUUAAGCUACGUACUCUCUUUACAGAAAAACUCCUGAAGUUACGUCUUUUAGUACUGAGACUCCUCGUUUUAGUCUAUUUGAGAAUGAAGAUUGAAGGGGAGAAGAUUAAGAAAUAUGCCUUGUUAUUAGCUGCAAAGGAUUCAGAUUAUGUGAAGAAAGUAUAUGGAGGAUAUUUUAAUGUAUUUUUGGAAGCUUUAGGUGAAGAAGGAGAGAAAUGGGAUUUAUUUAGAGUAGUUGAAGGUGAAUUUCCAGAUAUGGCUGAGCUUCAAAAUUAUGAAGGAUUUGUAAUUAGUGGAAGUCCUUUUGAUGCCUAUGGAAAUGAGAAUUGGAUUCUUAAGCUUUGUCUUCUCUUAGAAACUUUGUUUUUUAUGCAUAAGAAAGUUCUUGGCAUUUGCUUUGGCCACCAGGUUCUGUGUAGAGCUUUGGGAGGAAAAGUUGGAAAGGCUUGCAAUGGUUGGGACAUUGGACUAAGGAAAUUAAGCAUUGUGAAGAACAUCUCCACACAUAGCUUCUUUAGUGAUUUGGAGGAAAUUCCACUUGCUCUUUCAAUCAUUGAGUGUCACCAAGAUGAGGUGUUGGAGGUGCCAAAGGGAGCAGAAAUAGUAGCAAUUUCAGAAAAGACUAAUGUGGAGAUGUUUACAAUGGGAGAUCAUAUAUUAGGAAUUCAAGGCCACCCUGAAUAUACCAAAGAUAUACUCUUUAAUCUCAUUGAUCGUCUCCUUUCCAAUGGUUGCAUUGAGAGUGGAUUUGCAGAAAAUGCAAAAUCUAAGCUUUAUAAAGCUGAGCCAGAUAGGAAAUGUUUGGAAAAGAUUUGCAAAAAGUUCCUCAAAAGAGAGUUGGAAUUUAUCAAUAUUCCUGGCAAAAUAUGAUCUUCAGAACUAGACUUUUCUUGUUUUUGUGUUUAUGUAUCAAUUAUUCUCAUAUUAUGAUCGAAAUAACCAGAUGUAAUAGUACUAUAAAUUAAAUGAACCUAUUAAAAGGUUAUUAAUAUUUUUGUGUACCCAUGUUUAUCCAAAU